Molecule: messenger RNA, 2611 nt
Organism: Chondrus crispus (carragheen)
Lineage: Eukaryota; Rhodophyta; Florideophyceae; Gigartinales; Gigartinaceae
Exons: 2
Coding region: 1-2559 (852 amino acids)
Source: RefSeq, a predicted model, not a curated record
AUGAAGCGGUCCGCCGCCACCUCCGUCGAUGCCGCAGUCCUCGGCGAGACCACCGCUGACCGCAAGCGUCGUCUCGCUCGGGAACGUCAACGCAGACAUAGGCAAAAGCUCAGAAGGGAACACCCGUCAGAUCCCGCUACCACUCCAGUCCCCCGACCCCCGCCUAUCCCAAGGGUCGUCCAGCCCCCCGCCAAGACCGACCGAAGACCCCCACAACACCCGCACCCUCAGCCCCAAUCCGUUCGCAGGUCCAACAGACUCCCGCAACCCUCAAAUCCUCCACAUGCCCAUCAGGAACCUUCACACGUCGACCCGGCCAACCAUGCCAACUUUCGCAGGGCUAUAGAGCUUGCUCGAGCUCAAGCCAGAGUCCAAGCCCAACAUGUCCACCAGCACCCUCAGCAACAACAAGCUCCGUCUGUACACCAGACUCCUGAAGAUGCAGUCGCGGCCGCCAGGUUGAAAUCCUCCCAAAAGGAACGAGCUGCGCCGGAUCCAACCACCUUGCAACAUCGCCAAUUACACACUCAACAGAGUCAGGUCAGAGCAGCACAACAACAGCAAGAUACCCCUUCUGCAGGCCCACGCCAUCGCCACCUCCAGACCCACACCGGUGACCAGCAGAGGCAGCAUCUUCAGCUCAAGCAGCGCCAGCAGCAGCAGCACCAAGGACAGCAGCAACAGACUCCGAAGCAUCCACAACAACCGCAGCAGCAACAGCAACAGCGCCAAAGUCAGCAACAGCAGCAGCAGCAGCAGCAGCGCGCUCAGCGACAGCAUCAACAGCAACUGCACCAACUCCACCGAGAACAGCAGCGCCAACAGCAACAGCAAAGGCAGUACAGCGACAACCUUUUCACCCAGGCACAAGCUCAACCAACUUUCGGGUCCGCCUCCGGCUUCACAGCCGGCACGCAACCGCUUAACGCCUCGCAAGCAAACGCCCAAGCGACACUCCAUGGCGAACAACAGGCCUUCAGCUUUUCUUCUCAAGGCUUUUCUACCAGAACCGCUAACGUCAACCCCGUAGCUUCGCCAACUCGUUUUGUGGCAGAUGCGCAACGACAAUACUUCCAGCAGCAGAAUGUCCCUCUACGCUCCACAGCAUAUCAAGGGCUUGGUUCCCAGAUCCAGCAACGGUCGGAGCAACGAGCGUCUGUGCUCGAUGACCCUGCCGAUGCAGCCGCCGCCGCCGCUGGGCUCACUGCACUACCGGAUGCCGUGAAUCGAAUGCACACAGCGGAAGCAUCGCCAGUGAAGAGCACACCUGCCGGAGUCCUUGGAUUACCAAACGCCCAAGGGGCACGGUACCCGGCGGCAAUAGGUGCGAAUACGACAGCUAAUUUACAGCAUACCCAGCCCGGGCAGCUGCCGGCACAAAGCCAGCAGCAGCAGCAUCAAGGCCAGGCACCGCAUGCAUCUGUUGCGGGGGACUCACUUUCUCGAAAUCCGAAUGAGUCAGCAGAGGAUCGCAAGCGAAGAUUGGCGCGAGACCGACAGCGUCGCAGGCGACAGCGGCUGAAAGGGGAACGCGAGGGGAAAACAGAAGCAGAUUCGUCGCCGCGUUCUAGUGACCCAAAUAGCAGGUUGUUGGCUGGUGGAGGUACUAUACCAGCGUCAUCUGUGGGAAUGGGUGGGCAUGCCAUGCAAGCUCAUGGACAAGGACAAAUCCAAGGCUCUGGAGUAGCUGCACAUUUUGAACCAGGUUCGCUAGGACCAAACGCUGGAAUGCAGUCAGGUUUGCAACAACUCCAUGUACCAGGGGUUGCAGGAGGCCAGGAGGAUCUCGUAAAUGGAGCGAGCCGAGGAGGAUUCAGUGCGCAUACAUUGGGGGUUGGUGGAGUGAGUGGAUCACUCGGUUCAGGCGCGGUGGUAGGGAACGUGGACAGGAUCGGUGGGAAUGAUGGCGAGGUUAAGGAGGUGCCUGUGCCGUUUGAAACUGCCGAAGACCGGAAACGAAGACUCGCGAGAGAUCGUCAGAGGAAGCGACGAAGCCGGCUCAAGGAACAGAAGAAGAAGACUAUUGAGCCCGAUGGAAAGAGUCCAACGUCGUCUCAAACGCUAAAAAAUGCGCGGGACAACACUGGCGGGCGAUUAGUGGAAAACGCAGAACAGCGACUCCCUCCAGAACUCGAUCGACGGGCGAUGGGACAGGAUGGUACAGGGGAUGCCGCACGAAUACCGCUUGGUGCGCCUGGCUCGGCAGUUUUCGGAGGUCGACCGGAUGUGGGCCAAUCUCUUGGAUUUGGGGACCAAGGGCGAGGUCUGCGGGGGAAUUCAUCCAUGGCGGAUGGGACAGGGCUCAAUUUUGGGACGGGAAAUCACGCGCUGAAUUUGCAAAUGCCGGUUGGAAAUAUUGGAAGCGGCGUCCAUUCCCAUCCGCUCAUGGAUUGGAGUCAAGGUUUCGAUUCUGAAAACUCGGCUCGAUUCGCUGUCGACAGCGCCGUCCUAGCUUUCCGGUCGCAUCUCAGUAAUUUGAGCCCAAAUGGACGCACCUAUGUGUUGCAACAAGGUUUAAUGAUCUUGUCAAGCUCCGAAGAAGCCGGUCGCAUAUUCUGAACAACUCUCUUUAUCUAUGUAAACCAUCUGCAAAACAUGCACAUCCUCAUCG